AUGGAGUCUCUCCCUUUCAUUUAUGUAGUUCCGGCAUUGUACUUGUGUUUCCUAUUAUGGAAACUAUUGGAUCAAAAGAGGGACCAAGAGUGUUACAUAUUAGAUUACCAAUGUCACAAGCCAACACAAGAUAGAAUGCUAGGGACAGAGUUUUGUGGCAAAGUAAUCAAAAGAACUGAGAAUUUGGGUCUAGAUGAGUACAAGUUUCUUCUCAAAGCCAUAGUAAGUUCCGGCAUAGGCGAGCAAACUUACGCGCCAAGAAACGUCUUCGAAGGCCGCGAAGCAUCGCCAACAAUCCACGACGGGAUCUCGGAGAUGGAAGAUUUUUUCGAAGAUAGCAUUGUGAAACUCCUAGCGCGGUCGAAAAUUUCCCCUUGGGAAAUCGACGUCCUCGUCGUCAACAUCUCGAUGCUCUCCCUUCUUCCGUCUCUAUCCGCGCGGAUCAUCAACCGUUUCAAACUCCGACACGACGUAAAAGUGUACAACCUCACCGGAAUGGGCUGCAGUGCUAGUCUUAUAUCACUAGACAUUGUUCAAAACAUUUUCAAAUCACAAAGAAACAAGUUAGCACUUUUGGUCACAUCAGAAUCUCUUAGUCCAAAUUGGUAUCCCGGAAACAACAAAUCAAUGAUCCUUGCCAAUUGUCUCUUCCGCUCGGGCGGAUGCGCGGUUCUUCUAACAAACAAAAGAUCCUUAAAGGACAAAGCCAUACUCAAAUUGAAGUGUUUAGUAAGAACUCACCACGGCGCGAGAGACGAGUCCUUCGGUUGUUGUAUUCAAGAAGAAGAUGAGCAAGGUAGGCGUGGCAUGUUCCUAGGAAAAAAUCUCCCAAAAGCCGCAACAAGAGCAUUUGUCGACAAUCUAAGAGUAAUAUCACCCAAAAUUCUACCAACAAGAGAACUAUUUAGGUUUCUUUUAGCAUCACUUUUGGAGAAACUUAAAACAUUGAGUUCUUGUUCCAAGUCUUGUAAUGUUGGAGGAACAAAAAGUACAAAAAAAUCACCAUUGAAUUUCAAAACCGGUGUUGAUCAUUUUUGUCUCCAUACAGGAGGAAAAUCAGUGAUAGAUGGAGUUGGAAUGAGUUUAGAUCUAAGUGAAUAUGAUCUUGAGCCAGCAAGGAUGACACUUCAUCGUUUUGGUAACACUUCUGCUAGUAGUUUGUGGUAUGUGUUAGGUUACAUGGAAGCAAAAAAGAGAUUAAAGAAAGGUGAUAGAGUUCUUAUGAUAAGUUUUGGAGCUGGAUUUAAAUGCAAUAGUUGUUUAUGGGAAGUGAUGAAGGAUCUUGGAAAUGGAUAUGGGAAUGUUUGGGAUGAUUGUGUUCAUGAUUAUCCACCACACAGUUUGGUUAAUCCUUUCAUGGAGAAGUAUGGUUGGGUUAAUCAACUUGAGGAUGAAAACAACGUUGAACUUCCUGAUUUUCUUAAGUGA
Lathyrus sativus (Indian pea) is the source of this 1428-nucleotide messenger RNA. Lineage: Eukaryota; Viridiplantae; Streptophyta; Magnoliopsida; Fabales; Fabaceae. The record is from the annotation of a GenBank genome assembly.